Messenger RNA from Hemibagrus wyckioides, 1778 nucleotides. RefSeq names its product nucleoredoxin (gene nxn). The transcript is spliced from 8 exons. The record is from RefSeq and is a predicted model, not a curated record. The coding region runs from base 198 to 1454 and encodes 418 amino acids. NCBI's taxonomy places the organism in Eukaryota, Metazoa, Chordata, Actinopteri, Siluriformes, Bagridae. Gene Ontology annotation, molecular function: thioredoxin-disulfide reductase (NADPH) activity.
GCAUUCCUGAACAGCACUCAGUGUGUCCAGCCCUCAUGCUUAAUACGGCGCUGAAGGCCGGUGUGCGCGCGACAAAAACGUGCAAAUAAAGGGGCUCCACCAGCGGUUCGGCUUCCGUCAAGCCUGUUGAGGUUUUAUCUCGAGCCAGUGGGUCGACCGACGGAGUAAUAAAUCGUCCGCCACAGCUCAAAGCGACGAUGUCGGAGUUCCUGGUAAGUCUGCUUGGAGAGCGGCUCGUUACCGGAGAGAAAGCCGAGGUGGACGUGCACGCGCUGGGCGGCGGGCUCGCGCUCGUCGGCCUCUACUUCGGCUGCAGCGUGAACGCGCCGUGCCGCCAGUUCAACAGCAGCCUGGCGGACUUCUACUGCCACUUCAAAACAUCCUCCGAGCACAAGGACAAACUGGAAAUUGUCUUCAUCUCGUCCGAUCAGGACCAGAAACACUGGCAGGACUUCUUGCAGGAGAUGCAAUGGCCGGCGUUGCCUUUUAAAGACAGACACAAAAAGAUGAAGCUGUGGAACAAGUACAAGGUGACCAGUAUCCCCUCACUGGUGUUUGUGGACGCAACAACGGGGAAGGUGGUGUGUCGCAACGGCUUACUAGUGGUGAAAGACGACCCUAAAGGUCUCGAGUUCCCGUGGGGGCCGAAGCCCUUUGCAGAGGUGGUGGCCGGACCUCUGCUCAGUAACAACAGGCAGCCGACAGACAGCAGCACUCUGGAGGGCUCCUACGUGGGGGUUUACUUCUCUGCUCACUGGUGCCCUCCCUGCCGCAGUCUUACCCGAGUGCUGGUGGAGUCUUAUCGGAAAGUUAAGGAGUCUGGACACAAGUUUGAGAUUGUGUUUGUGAGCGCUGACAGAUCAGAAGAUUCCUUCACGCAGUAUUUCAGCGAGAUGCCAUGGCUGGCCGUGCCAUACACAGACGAGGCCAGGAGAUCCCGCCUCAACAGACUCUACGGCAUACAAGGCAUCCCCACACUGAUUUUUCUGGACACGGAGGGUCACAUGAUCACGCGGCAGGGCCGGGUGGAGGUGCUCAAUGACCCGGAAUGCCAUCUUUUCCCCUGGCACCCGCGGCCUGUUCUGGAGCUCAGUGAGUCCAACGCCGUGCAGCUCCAUGAAGGUCCCUGUCUCGUCCUCUUCGUAGACGCAGAGGAGGAGGGAGAGCUUGAGCCAGCCAAGGAGCUCAUCCAGCCAAUUGCUGAGAAGAUCAUGGCCAAGUACAAAGCCAAGGAUGAGGAAACCCCACUGCUCUUUUUUGUGGCUGGAGAGGAUGACAUGAGCGACUCUCUGCGCGAUUACACCAACCUGCCUGAGGCGGCGCCACUGCUCACCAUCCUGGACAUGUCAGCCCGGGCCAAGUACGUCAAAGACGUGGAGGAGAUCACGCCGGCCGUGGUGGAGCAGUUUGUCAGUGACUUUCUAGCCGAGAAGCUCAAACCGGAACCAAUAUAAAGCUGGACAAUUGGACAUCUCCCAUCAGCCCCGUGACUUCCACUUCCCUCCCUCUCCUCCUGUGGGACUCUGAGAUGCUUCACUUUGUACUGACUCGUUUUUUUUUUUUGUUUUGUUUUUUAAAACAGACACUAACCCCCACAUCCCCGGGGUUGUUUCCUCUCUCCUCCUGUGGUGCCUUGCAUAUUUACAGCCUGGAUGGUAAAAAGAGUUUUCUCUUGUUGCAGUACAUGUCAGAGCUCAGAAUGUAGAUGAAACCCUACAGCUGCAGGACACUCGGAUUUAGAACACUCGUUUUAUUUUAUUAAAAACGACUAAAACAUG